This is a messenger RNA of Boeremia exigua, 339 nucleotides long. RefSeq names its product Cyanovirin-N. NCBI's taxonomy places the organism in Eukaryota, Fungi, Ascomycota, Dothideomycetes, Pleosporales, Didymellaceae. Bases 1 to 339 code for a protein of 112 amino acids. The transcript has 2 exons. The record is from RefSeq and is a predicted model, not a curated record.
AUGUCUUUCCACUACUCAGCCGAGGACAUCCGCAUCGAGGACGGUCACAUCCUCAAGGCCCGCCUUCAGCGCGCUGACGGCGAGUGGAACGACGCCGAGAUCAACCUCAACAACCACAUCGGCAACGACAGCGGCCACUUCAUCUGGGACGGCGAGAACUUCUCCGGCUCUGCUGAGGACGUCGAGUUCAGCAUUGAGGGCGAUGGCUCCGUCCCUGUCCUCCGUGCCACUCUCUUCGACCAGGAAGGCAACGGCCACCGCCGUGACGUCAACCUGUCCGAGCGCGUCUCCAACAACAACGGCGAAUUCAACUACAGUGCGUGCUCUGCUGCUGCUUGA